GAAUGAAAAUACAAACUCUCCGACCCGAAAUAGAGUUUACUGAAGGUGUGUGGUGUCGUUCCUCCGAGUAUAAACUAUUGUGCAUCUUAAAUGUUUAAGUAGUUUCGAAGAGUGAAUCGAUGAUGGCAUGAAAUGUAUAAUAUCGGUUCUGUGUUCUGUUGAGUAAAAAAAGAAAUGUUGCUGCAAAUGUUUUAAUAAAUGAUCAAUGACGAAAAAGGUGUCUCGUGCGGGAAUAUUAUCGUCAAAUAUUAGAUUUCGAAUUCAUUUGUUUGUCAUAAAGGUGAAUUAAUUAAAUGCGACAGCUAUUCCACAGAUUUUCUGCAGCAAUGAAUAUCCACAUCGUACUUCUCAUUGGUUUAACUAUUGGACUAUCUACAGCGUCACAAAGUUGCGGUCCCAAAUUCAGUUCAAAAUGCACAUGCGGAAAGAUGGAGUACGAUAACAAGCCACAAUUCGUCGUGAAUUGCACGAAUACCGGAUUUACAAACACCAGCUAUCUCGAGUACAUGCCACCCAACACGGAAGUGCUGAUAUUCACCGGCAAUUUUAUACCUGAAUUGCCGUGGAAUGUAUUCGGCUCGAUAAACAAUUAUUCGAAUUUAAAUGUGGUGGACAUGAGCAAUAAUCGAAUUCAAAAUAUUCGAGGAAAAAGCUACCAUCAUGUGCCGAACGUGCAACGGCUAAUUUUGAAUCACAAUAAUUUGAGCAUUUCGCGCGAAGACGGUGAAUUUAAUCAUCAUCACGCGCGCGUCUUUUCCAAUUUUAUCAAUCUGAAGGAAUUGCACUUGACGAACGCUUUCUCGGAAAAUACGUCGGAGCAGCUGAGCGAAGAUUUGCACGACAUUUUCGUCAACAGUAAUCUGAGCAAAAUCACCAAACUGCACCUGGAACAGAACGAAAUCGUUAAGUUCAAGGAUCGAAAUGUUUUCUGCGAUUUGCCCAGCCUGAAAGACCUGCAUCUCGGUGACAACUAUCUGAGAGAGAUCAAUUUCAAUUUGUUGUGUUUGAAGCAUUUACGGUUCUUGGACUUGGAGCGGAACAAGUUUAAGUAUGUGAAAAUUAAGGACAUGAGCCUGAUGAACACAUUACAAAAUUCAUUGGGUCGUACGACCAAUUUGACGGUAGACUUUACAUACAAUACAUUCGUGUGUGACUGUAACUUAAGUGCUUUCGCUGAUUGGAUUCGCGGCACCAAUGUGACGGUGAGACGAAAAGAAAAUCUGGUCUGUGAACACAGUGAUAGAACUGCGGAACUGGUGCUGCUGUUGACCAUUAAAAAGUGCAAAAUCAAUUCGCUCAAUGUGCAUUCGACACCACUUCAUCAGGCGGCAUUGAUAUUUUUUACGUCGAUGUUCAUUGUGCUGUUGGUUCUGAUUGUGGGCAGUUUGAUCUACAAAAAUCGGGACCGAAUCAAGCGCAUUGUGAAUCCCGUUUUGGACACUGUGUCGAAAAAGGUUCAGUACACAACAAUCAAAGAUGAAGAGUGCCAAGAAAUUCAUGUUUAAGUUUAGAUUUUAAGAUACAAAUAGACGUUUGAUGGUAGAGAAGUGAUAUUAUGGACAGGGGGUGUUUUGAACACCAUCUGAUAGGAUUAGCAGAAGAAUUUAAAAUAUUUGCAUGUUCAUCGAAAGGCCAUCGCAUUUUAAACAAAGUGUAAUGAUUCCAUUCAAAAUAUUGAAAAUCAAGCACUAGAACCGAUAUUUUAACGGCCGCUCACUCAGUGUGGAAAGUCGUAACGCAGUCGCAUAAUAGAUCAUUUUCAUUAUCCGGUACUUGUCAACGUAACCCCACUUAACUUUUCGUCAAAUAGUCCUUAACCUCAA
Messenger RNA from Bradysia coprophila, 1823 nucleotides. Its product is annotated as trophoblast glycoprotein. Lineage: Eukaryota; Metazoa; Arthropoda; Insecta; Diptera; Sciaridae. Gene Ontology annotation, molecular function: protein binding. The record is from RefSeq and is a predicted model, not a curated record. Gene Ontology annotation, cellular component: membrane.